Molecule: messenger RNA, 483 nt
Organism: Arabidopsis thaliana (thale cress)
Lineage: Eukaryota; Viridiplantae; Streptophyta; Magnoliopsida; Brassicales; Brassicaceae
Exons: 3
Coding region: 1-483 (160 amino acids)
Source: RefSeq, marked reviewed
AUGUUUGGUCUUCCACUCUUUCCUUCCGACCUCUACGAGUUGGGAAAAAUGGGGACGAAGGCGAGAACAACGAAACCAUCAUUGGAAGAAGAAGGGAGUCCACUCAGAGGCAUUUUAUGUGUGAAAACCAGACGAGACAUGAAGAGAUUUGAAAAAACAGAGGAUUGCUUCAUCCUCGAUUUCAAUCCUUUUGAUUCGUUUGACGUUAAAAGGCUCUCAUUUUCCCUUGAUAAAGAUUUGGAAAUCAUCCAUGAGUCAGGCCAGGUGGCUUGUAGAGAUUACCCACAUCCGAGACAUCUUUGCUUGAACUUUCCCUUUGGAUCAACUUCUAAUGCAACCCACUGUGAUCUGUGUUACUGUCACGUGUGUGAUAAGCCUGCUCCUUGUGCACUGUGGAUGUCUUCUCAUUGCAAUGCUUCAGCGGACUCUGUGGAUCCGAAGUCACCAACCAAUGAGAGUGAGAGCUAUUAUUACUCCGAUUAA